This is a messenger RNA of Salvia splendens (bonfire salvia), 997 nucleotides long. Its product is annotated as zinc finger protein ZAT5. Lineage: Eukaryota; Viridiplantae; Streptophyta; Magnoliopsida; Lamiales; Lamiaceae. The record is from RefSeq and is a predicted model, not a curated record. The transcript has a single exon. The coding region runs from base 153 to 785 and encodes 210 amino acids.
CACACACUCUCUCACGUUCACCAUUUUAAUUAAAUUACUACUACUACUACUUAAUUAAUUAACACUAAAUAUUUAUAUAAGUAUUACAUGUAACCCUUGUAUUCCCAUCUCUCUCAUUCCACACUUUCACUUUCCCCUCACUCCAAUCCAAGAUGAAAGAAUUAUCGACCUCCAACGAUCACAUCAUCGCCAAAGGGAAACGCACGAAGCGGCCACGCCCCUCCUCCUCCGCCUCCGCCUCCGAUGUCACUUCCAAUUUUUCUCCCACCACCUCUACCGGAAUAUCAACCAGCACCGAAGAAGACGAAGAUCUCGCCAACUGCUUGAUCCUCCUCGCCUGCGGAAACAGGAAAGACAGCAUCAACGUCUACGAGUGCAAGACUUGCACCCGGACUUUCUCCUCCUUUCAAGCAUUGGGCGGCCACCGCGCCAGCCACAAGAAGCCUAAACCCGCCGCACAAUUCAAUCCGCCUCCGGAAAAGGAUGAAUCGGAAGAAGAAGCAGAAUCGAAAUUCGUUAAAAUCAACACCAUUACUCUUUCACCAUCAAGGCCUAAAAUCCACGAGUGCUCAAUCUGCGGAUCCGAAUUCUCGUCGGGUCAGGCGUUGGGAGGCCACAUGAGACGCCAUCGUUCCUGCCACAAUACGGCGAGAUGUGGCGAUGAUCAUCAGAAGGCGAGAAAUAUGCUAUCGUUGGAUCUCAACCUGCCUGCGCCGAUCGAGGAGGCGGAGUUCCACGCCUUCUCGUCCGGCCAGAAGCUGCGGCUGGUGGAUUGUCACUACUGAGGGGGUUGACAAUAUUAAUUGAUGUGAAUAAUUAUUUUUCUUUUUUCUUUUUUUAGUACAAUUCUAUGGUUUAGGUUAAUGAAAGUUAUGGAAUCAUAAUUAAGUGGCAUUACUCACACUUGACGUUGUCGAUCAUCAAUCUUUGAAUCGAGCCAAGCCAACUAUUUUGUUUGGUUGGUUUUUACGUUAGGAAUUGAAAUAUAUUGGAGUGA